Molecule: messenger RNA, 2470 nt
Organism: Penaeus vannamei (Pacific white shrimp)
Lineage: Eukaryota; Metazoa; Arthropoda; Malacostraca; Decapoda; Penaeidae
Product: alpha-ketoglutarate-dependent dioxygenase alkB homolog 4
Biological process (GO): demethylation
Molecular function (GO): oxidoreductase activity; demethylase activity
Source: RefSeq, a predicted model, not a curated record
GAACGCAUUCGGAUUCAAAACACCCAUCACGCCGUCAAUGACUCAAUGCUGCAAGCAAUGAACUAAAGUUUCUCGUUAAUAAUGUUUCACAAUCGUCCCUGUGGAUGUAAAGGCCAGCGUACCUGCCUAACAUGUGAAGAAAGUUAUGAGGAUGUGGCGAGUAAAGCAAAGUCUUGGGUGACAGAUGAAGAGAAGGAAAAGUCCUAUGUAUAUUGUCCAGAGUGUGAUCUUGCCUGGCCAGGCUGGGAGGCAGACAGCUGGAAAGUCCACCCAGACCAUGCUGGUGACUCAAUCAAAUUUCCAGGUAUAAAAGUAAUACAAAAUUUUAUAACUGAAGAUGAAGAAGAAGAGCUGAUGAAACAUCUUGACGAAGUACCUUGGGACCUCUCUCAGAGUGGAAGAAGGAAGCAGAAUUAUGGACCAAAGUGCAACUUCAAGAAACGUCGUGCAAAGGCAGAAAACUUCUCUGGUUAUCCAGCCUUUACAAAAUUCAUUCAAGAUCGUUUUGCUUCAGUUGAUGUUUUAAAGAAUUUUCAGACGGUUGAGCAGUGUUCGCUGGAUUAUCCUGUUGAAACUGGAGCAUCAAUUGACCCUCAUAUUGAUGACUGCUGGAUUUGGGGGGAACGUAUACCUACAGUGAGCUUACUGGUUGACUCGGUACUUACACUAAGAAAGUACAGAGGACCUGAAACAAAAUAUAACUUAAUGGAUACUUAUAAGUAUCCUGCUGUUAUGAAAGCAAAUGAAGUGAAAAAUGAAGAAGAACUUAAACAAGAAUUCCAUGAGCUCUGUCAAAAUAAGGCUGUUACAAAGAUUGAAGAAAAUGCGAAAGAAGCAGAGGCCUCCCCAGAAUUAGAUGCAGGUCCAAAUAUAGUACGCCUGCCCAUGCCUCAGCGUUCUCUUAUAAUUUUCUUUGGUCCCCCACGCUAUAAAUGGGAGCAUGGCAUUCUGCGAGAAGAUAUUCCAUCACGUAGAGUUUGUAUAACAUAUAGGGAGCUCACACCUCCAUAUCUCCCAUUUGGGUCCGAAUCAAAAACUGGAGCAGAAAUACUAAAAGCAAGUAAAAAUUUCUGGGAUCAUUACCAGUAUUAUGGUAUCACUUGUUCAAGCUGAUGUUUGAGGUUUACAAUUACUCAAAAUGUGAUACUCUUCUAUUUUUCUAAAAGAAAAAAAAUCUGUUAAAUGAAAAAGGCUGAACAGUGUGUAAAUUUUUAGAGAGGACUUAUUGCUACUGUACUAUUUUAAUUCUAAAUGUCAGCCAUUCAGAGCCAAUUUACAUUUUUUGAAAAUUCUUUUCAAACAAUUGCAUGCUAAAUAAUUACUUGAUUGUUUAUUGUUGCUUUGUCUUAUAGUUGAUAUUUAUUUCCACUGAUUCUGUGUUGAAGAUUACUUGUAAUUUAAUAUGAAUCUUAUUGAAAUGCAAAAAUAUUUUUAGCAAAUGUAAAACAUAUAUUUUUAUUUAUAUAUCUUGUAAUAUCAGAUUUUGUUAAUUGCAUAAGAAUUACAUAAUUUACUAGGUGUGGAUAAUGUGCAAAACUAUAUAACAUGGCGAUUUACUUAACCUUCAGUUUUAACUCCAGGGUUUUCAGUUAUGUCAUAUGAAAGUUUUUAGUUUCUGAUUUAACCAAGUUUGUUUAUAUAUAGAUAUCUAAGUAUAUGUGUGCGGGUGUAGAUAGGUGGGUGGUUGUGUGUGGGAUGGAUGGGGUUGUUUGUGUAGGCCCUCGUCUCAACCAAUUUUGCAUGGUCUUUUCGUCUCCCCCCUUUCCUUCUGUCCACUUCCUAAGAUAUAAGGGCUGUGUUAAAAGGAUAAAAGGCUGGCUUAGGUCAGUCCUGAAUGGCCUCAUGGAGCCAUGGGCACAGUAUUCCCAUUAAGUUAGCAAGCUUUAACCUUGUAUGUGAGGAUUCUGAGGGGUGAAUCAUUUUUCUUCCCCAGAUAAUCUAGCAUUAUGGCCAAUAAUGAUUUUAUACCUUUGUUAGGGGCAUUGAAGCUUUCCGCUUUAUCAACUAGCCCACUGACUUUGAUUUUUCUGGUUCCCCAACCCCUGGCUCUCCUUUGAUCAUGAGUGAACAUGAGUUCCCCCCUGAAACCUGCUGUCAUCUCAGUCCACUCCAUAGCACCUACCCGGGUCAUUACCCAAAAUUCAGAGAUAUUGGAAUGUGUGUGGGUAGUCAAGCGCUUCCUGGCAGUCUUAAUCCCUUGCCAAUCAUCUUUGCUCAGGGCCUGAGUAUUUAGGGAGCAUACCUGUUGAAGAUGCAAGAAAAACUUGUCCAAACUUUACAAUUUAUGGAAGAUCAUGGUCUUUUGCAACCUCAGCUCUAAACAUUUGAAAAAAAAACUCACUCUCACAUGUAUGUAGACAAAGGGUAACUGAAAUUAAAUAUGGUUUUGUAUAUUUUAUUAUAUAUACUACAAUUAAUAUGAAAUAUAACUUUGGAUUCUAGAAAUAACUAACUUAAGAAUCUCUUUCCA